UUUGCUGCUUUAAAAGCAGAAGCUCGUGUCACCGGGACCUUUUGAAGAGAGCGGCGGCCAUUGUUCAUGUUAUUAGUAACAGCGCCAAAAAUGCAUGUUUUCCAAAAAAGGAAAACAAUACGGAUGACACGCGUCACGAGUCAAUUUAAAAGACGAGCGCGUGACCUUUCGACUUCGACUGGUCCUCGUUGACCUCAUUGACCUUGUUGACCUCGUUGACCUCUGUGUUCGGAACCGACUCGGAGCCCUGCAGGUUGGACCUCCGGCUGGACGAGAGCUCCGACGUUCCCAUCCUGGAGGACGGGUCCUCGUCCCCCAUGGACUUCCCCCAGGAGCAGUGGCCGGUGGGGACGGACCUCCAGAACAUCGAGAGGUGCGUCGUCCGCCUUCCGCUUCAUCGCCAUUCAUUCUGACGCCUCGUUUUAAACCGCGUUUCUAGAAGAAGAAAAAAACUGCAGACUAUCCACUGGAAAAAUACACUGGAUUUUGAGUUGAUAUAUGUCCUCAUUUAAGAUGAUUAUUAAAUAAAAUGUAAUACAAAUUGUCUUUUUUUAAUGUCCACUUCCUGUCGAGCUGGCCCCAUGAAUGCUGCUUGGUUAAAUUUUGUAGCUGUUUUUUAAACACUAAAUGAUGAUCCUUAUCAAAAUAAAUGUUUUAACGAACAUGUCAACGUCAGCUGUUUUUAUUGUGAAGCCUUUUCCCACCAAUACAAGAAAUAAAGAAGCUUCUACAUUAGCAUACAAGGCAUUAACAUGCACUAAUAUUCACUCACGUGCACUAAAUAGCAUUAACAUGCAUUAACAUGCACGAGUAUACACUCACAUGCACUAAAAUGCAUUAACAUGCACUAAUAAACACUCACAUGCACUAAUAUUCACUCACAUGCACUACAAUGCAUUAACGUGCACUAAUAUACACUCACAUGCACUAAAAGGCAUUAACAUGCACUAAUAUUCACUCACAUGCACUACAAUGCAUUAACAUGCACUACUAUUCAUUUGAAUAUAAUUUCAUAAUUGUCUGACAAUAAUGAUCAUGAUGUGAUUACGAUGCACACAUUCUUAACGAAUAUAACUAUUACAUUUUAAAUAAUUUAGCUAUAUUGAGUUGCUUUUAAAGUCACAAUCAUGAGCUAUAAUCGACUAAAUCUAUGUUGCUGCUCACUAUACGUGCAGCUGAGCAGCGUGUGUGUGUGUGUGUGUGUGUGUGUGUGUGUGUGUGUGUGUGUGUGUGUGUGUGUGUGUGUGUGUGUGUGUGUGUGUGUGUGUGUGUGUGUGUGUGUGUGUGUGUGUGUGUGUGUGUGUGUGUGUGUGUGUGUGUGUGUGUAUCUGUGCGCGCGCGCAUGAGAACCACCGUGUCUCUUUAACGGAGGCUUCCUCAGGACGGAGCGGGGGGGUGGAUGAGUUCAUCGGGUUCAUGUAGUAUCGCACGCCGCCUCAUCCCCCUCCAGGUCGGCUCGCCUCCCCCGGACGCCUCGGUGAACGCGGGCUGGUGAUGGAACAGACGAGCCCUGACCUCCUCCUCCGGGACUCAGACACUCGGACCAGCCGGUGACUCCAGACUAGAGCUGCCAUUUUUUUUUUUUUAGGUCAUUCGAGGCAUCCGGCUAACUUGUCUGCGGUCGCCCGGUGGGGAUGGAGGGAUCGCUUCGUACCAGCGGAAUCAUAUAAUAUCGAUCAUGAUGGCUGAUGGGUGUUUCAGAGGGAUGGAUAGAGGCAGGGGGAAGAUGGCAGCGGAUGCGUUCCCGAGACCCGCGUACCCGCAGCACUACGUCCAGCAGCCCGGACCGCAGCAGCAGCAGCCGGGCAGCGACAUCCAGGAGUUAGCCACCAAGCGCGUGGACGUCCAGAAGAAGCGCUUCUACCUGGACGUGAAGCAGAGCGCGCGCGGCCGCUUCCUGAAGAUAGCCGAGGUGUGGAUCGGGAGAGGCCGCCACGACAACAUCAGGAAGAGCAAGCUGACGCUGUCCAUGUCGAUGGCGCCCGCGCUCCGCUACUCCCUGGGCGACUUCAUCGAUUAUUACGCCCGCAUCGGGCUGCGGGGGGGCCUCGCGCCGCCGCCGCUGGAGGAGCACAGCGGCGCGAGCGGCGCGAACGCUCAGGGCCGCGCGCGCGACUCCCGCCGGAGGGCGCCGGAGCCGCCGCACGCGGGGCCGCCGCCUUCCAACGGCUCCGCGGCGACCGACGACCACGCGCACCGCGUCCUCAAGAGCGAGUUGAUCGAGCGCGACAACAGGAAGUACUACCUGGACCUGAAGGAGAACCAGCGCGGCCGCUUCCUCCGCAUCCGGCAGACCGUCAGCAGGGGACACGGCACCAUGGGCUACUACGGCCAGGGCAUCGAGCAGAGCAUCGUGCUGCCGGCGCAGGGGCUCAUCGAGUUCCGGGACGCGCUGUCGCAGCUCAUCGAGGACUACGGCGACGAGGAGAGCGACGACCGCGGCGGCGACCGGACCGGGUCCAGGAACCACCAGAACCAGAACCGCGACGACAACCCGGAGCUCCCGGAGGCCGCGUCGUUCCGCGUGGACAACAAGCGCUUCUACUUCGACGUGGGCUCCAACCGCUACGGCGUCUUUUUGAAAAUCAGCGAGGUGCGGCAGCCGUACCGGAACACCAUCACGGUCCCCCUGAAGGCCUGGGCCCGGUUCGGGGACAACUUCGUCCGCUACGAGGAGGAGAUGCGGCGGAUCUUCUCCUGCCACAAGGAGAAGCGGAUGGACGCGCGGCAGGACAGCGAGGAGCCGGAGGACUGACCCCCCGCCGGGCAGGAGGCUGAGCUUCAUCCAUGUGUUUUAGGGACCGUGUUAAUGAGA
Molecule: messenger RNA, 2815 nt
Organism: Pseudoliparis swirei
Lineage: Eukaryota; Metazoa; Chordata; Actinopteri; Perciformes; Liparidae
Gene: purg
Product: purine-rich element binding protein G
Exons: 1
Coding region: 1679-2755 (358 amino acids)
Biological process (GO): regulation of transcription by RNA polymerase II
Cellular component (GO): nucleus
Molecular function (GO): RNA polymerase II transcription regulatory region sequence-specific DNA binding; purine-rich negative regulatory element binding; DNA-binding transcription factor activity, RNA polymerase II-specific
Source: RefSeq, a predicted model, not a curated record